UGUAGCAACCCGUUGCCGAGGGCACGCAAUCGAUUGUGAGCCACGGGACGCCGUCACCAAGACGCGAAGCACCCUGCAUAAUUCGACCAGACUCUGGCUCGGUUCCAUGGACUGGUCAAUUCUAGGGCGCGGGCCAGUUCACCCGUGGGCAGACAGUGCCCGUCGGAGCUCUGAUACGGGUUGCUUUGCACGGGUGAGGUUUCACGCACGCGUACUUCGUACAGCAGGGCCGUGUCGCGCAACGUCACGCCGUAGCGGCCAUCAUGAAUGAAGGGACACGCAGCCGGUUAUCCACAACGUCCAUGUGUUGUCGAUUUGUUGAUGGAGUCGCGGAGCCUGUGAGUAGAACUUCAUGCAGAGUGGGCUCUAUGUAGGGUAAAAGGUGCCUUUGCCGUGACGUGCUGGUCAAUGGCGGCCAUCCUUCGCAGCUGAGGAACGGACAUGCGUGGAACCUUGCAGUCAUACAUAACGGGAUAGUAUAUCAAACGCCGUCGCACUCUCUCGGGCACCCGCACUGUCAAGCGUGCUGGCGCAACACCGGCAGACACAGUCGCCCCGUUGAUGCCCACGCUGUUAACAUCUCUCUCGUCAGUGAGUGAGCCAACACACCUCCCCACCCCGCCCACGCCCACACACGUUCGCGGAAUGCAGCCCCACCCUCAGCUUACCCACGCCAGCUGAACCUCACCUCGCGCACCCCCACAACCUCGCAGCGACAUCACCGGCCCGCGAUCGCUUUCCAUACGCCCGGCGCAUCGACACCGACGUUCGCACACGCAUACCACCCGACGACUCGCUCGCUCUCUCAAGCGUGGGCUCAUCUGCCUUCACCCUCACGGACAGGCGCUCUUCCCGGCCCCGCCCUCGGCCGACAGCGCCAUGGACGGCCAGAAGCAGCAGCCAGCGCAGGUGCAGGCGCAGGCGCCGCAGAUCCAGCCUUGCCGGUACAAAGUUGGCAAGACGCUCGGCGCCGGCUCCUACUCGGUCGUCAAGGAGUGCGUUCACAUCGACACGGGGCGCUACUACGCCGCCAAGGUCAUUAACAAGCGCCUCAUGGCCGGGCGCGAGCACAUGGUGGGACCCGCGUGGCUGCAGGGGCAGAAGCCGACGAUGCUGACCAGACGGGGAUGCAGGUGCGCAACGAGAUCGCCGUGCUGAAAAAGGUGUCCAUGGGUCAUCAAAACAUCCUCACCCUGGUCGACUACUUUGAGACCAUGAACAACCUCUACCUCGUCACCGACCUGGCCCUCGGCGGCGAGCUCUUCGACCGCAUCUGCCGUAAGGGCUCCUACUACGAGUCCGACGCCGCCGACCUCAUCCGCGCAACCCUGUCAGCUGUCGCCUACCUGCACGACCACGGCAUCGUCCACCGCGACCUCAAGCCUGAGAACCUGCUCUUUCGCACGCCAGAGGACAACGCCGACCUGCUCAUCGCCGACUUUGGCCUCUCGCGGAUCAUGGACGAGGAGCGCUUCCACGUCCUCACCACCACCUGCGGCACCCCCGGCUACAUGGCCCCCGAGAUUUUCAAGAAGACGGGCCAUGGCAAGCCCGUCGACCUAUGGGCUCUCGGCGUCAUCACCUACUUCCUGCUAUGCGGAUACACCCCUUUCGACCGGGACUCCGACUUUGAGGAGAUGCAGGCCAUCCUCAACGCCGACUACAGCUUUACCCCCGUCGAGUACUGGCGCGGCGUCUCCUCCCACGCAAAGGACUUCAUCCGCCGCUGCCUCACCAUCGACCACACCCGCCGCAUCACCGCCCACGAGGCCCUACAGCAUCCCUUCGUCGCCGGCCAGGCGCCCUCGGACGGCGCCGGCGAGAACCUGCUGCCCACCAUCAAGAAGAAUUUCAACGCCCGCCGCACGCUGCACGCCGCCAUCGACACGGUCCGCGCCAUCAACAAGCUGCGCGAGGCCCAGCACCUCAUGGACGGCGCGCGGUCCGGCGAGCCCUCCCGCGCCGCCGCGCCGGCCCCCGCUCCGCGCAGCGAGGGCGCCAUCCACUUUGGCAAGGACGACAGCGGCUACGCGACCCAGCCCGACGGCGACGAUAUCAUCAUGGGAAACACUGCCGCCGUCGAGGGCGUCCCGGCUGUGCUGCAGCCCGGGAACCAGGGGAACCGCGUGGUCCAGACGAGCAAGGGGCUUUGGAGCGCGCCGGCGAGGUAGCCGAGGUGUGCGCGGAGGCUGUCGGUCGUGCUGGUUGCGACCGGAGCCUCUGCUCACGGGGUGAGACGGAGAAGGUAGCGUGCAACGAGAUUGUCUGGCGCCUUGGAGGGGGAUUUGGGGAGGAUGGAUGGAUGAGUUUGAAGUGAUGCUUGUGCAUAUGCUUGGCUAUUCCGAAUACCUCUCUUAUUCAAGCCUGACAUUACAGACAUGCCGUGAAACCAAAUAAACUUACCCCGCCGCGUGCGCUUGUGACGGCA
Molecule: messenger RNA, 2428 nt
Organism: Purpureocillium takamizusanense
Lineage: Eukaryota; Fungi; Ascomycota; Sordariomycetes; Hypocreales; Ophiocordycipitaceae
Gene: cmk1
Product: Calcium/calmodulin-dependent protein kinase
Exons: 1
Coding region: 1128-2171 (347 amino acids)
Biological process (GO): protein phosphorylation; cellular response to oxidative stress
Molecular function (GO): ATP binding; calcium/calmodulin-dependent protein kinase activity; calmodulin binding
Source: RefSeq, a predicted model, not a curated record